AUGUCGCUCGCCACACCCACCCCAGACGACCUCGACGAGUUCUUGCUAUCAUGUAGAUACGGAGAUGUUGAAGACAUCCAACAGUUUGUCGACAGAUUUGGAUCCGAUGCCCUCAGCACCGCCCGCGACGAGGUUGGCAACACCGUCUUGCAUAUGGUCUCCGGCAACGGGCACACAGAUGCCCUGAACAUCCUGCUCCCCCUUGCUCCCCCGUCUCUGCUCUCCGCGCGCAACAACGCCGGCUCAACACCACUGCACUGGGCUGCGCUGAACGCGCACCUCCCCAUCGCCCAGGCGCUCGUCAAAUGGCCUUCGGGUCCAGGUGCUGACCUCAUCGACAUCAAGAACGCGGCGGGGCGGUCUCCACUGGGCGAGGCAGAGAAUGCCGGAUGGGAUGAUGGUGCGCGAUGGCUCGUCGAAGUGAUGAAGCUCGACGAGGGCUCGGUAAAGGGCGAGUCGGCAAAUGAGAAGGAUGAUGAAGAGCUGAGAGAAGCGGCUGCGGCCGGUGUGGAAGUCGAGAUCGAGGACGCGGAGGGUCGUGUCGCAAAAAUGACCAUCGGCGCGGAUGGGAAGGAAAAAACCUCAGUAGAGAACACAUGGUGCGUGUCCAGCUCACUUUGA
This is a messenger RNA of Epithele typhae, 621 nucleotides long. RefSeq names its product ankyrin. The transcript has 2 exons. Gene Ontology annotation, cellular component: cytoplasm; nucleus. The record is from RefSeq and is a predicted model, not a curated record. Bases 1 to 621 code for a protein of 206 amino acids. NCBI's taxonomy places the organism in Eukaryota, Fungi, Basidiomycota, Agaricomycetes, Polyporales, Epitheliaceae. Gene Ontology annotation, molecular function: protein binding.